AAGGAUGCUGGGAGGGCUCUAUGGCGAUCUUCCUCCCCCGUCUCAAUCCUCAUCGGCUUCGGCGUCCUCGGGAUCCUCAGCGACAGCAUUUGCCGCAGCGGCUGCGGCCGCGGCUGCUGCAGCGGCGGCAGCCGCGCAGGCCGAUGCCGACGCUCGAGCAGCAGCAGCAGCAGCAGCAGCGAGCGAAGAUUCAGCCAAGAAGCACAGCUUGAUCGGCAAUGGCAAGCUCAUGACCCCGCCAGCGGCGCUUCGAAAGGCAGGUAUUUUCGCUGCUCCUCCCUCCGUCUUGCGCAACCAGUCCUCCGCCAAGGCGCCGCCUCCUCCCAGGCAACCGCCGGUUGUGGCUACUGUGAAACCAGUGGCGGUGGCGGCGACGCCAGCAGUAGUAGCGGCGGCGGUCGCGGUUACUCCAACGCCGCCAGUGGCGGUGCCCGUUUGUAUCAUCGACGAGUAUGAUCCCGCUCGGCCCAACGAUUACGAGGAGUACUGCCGCGAUCGCAAGCGGAAGAAGAUGGAGAAGGAGCUGAAGCGAGAUAUGGAGCGGCGGAGGGAGGAAGAGGAAGAAAAAGAGAGGGAGCGAGAGGUGGCAAGGCAGAAGGAGCUUGAGAGGCAGCACAAGGAAGACGUGCAUAUAAGCGGUGAAGAGGCUUGGAAGAGAAGAGCCAUGCUAAGUGCCGGAGGUGGUCGGGGGAGCUCUUCCUCCUUCUCGGCUGCCGGGCCAUCGGACAUACCACCACCAUCUUCGUCUCAAGUGGAGGGCCACCAUAGCCAUGGUGGCAAGCAGCAACAAAGCCAGGGUGGUGGCAACGGGAAUAACAGUGGAGGAAUGACCGCUGCCCAGAGGAUGAUGGCGAGAAUGGGAUGGAGAGAAGGCCAAGGCUUGGGGAAACAAGAGCAGGGAAUCACCACUCCUCUGAUGGCUCGAAAGACUGAUAAACGCGCUGGAGUGAUCGUCAAUGCGGGUGAGCUCAAGAAACAACAAAAUCAGCAGCAGCAACAAAGGCCAGUGGCUACUCGUGUUGUUCUACUCCGCAACAUGGUUGGUCCCGGAGAAGUGGAUGCCGAGCUCGAGGAAGAGGUUGCGUCCGAGUGUAGCAAGUUUGGCGUGGUGACAAGCGUGCUGAUCUUCGAGAUCACCGAGCAUGACUACGCUCCAACCGAGGCAGUCCGGAUCUUCGUCCAGUUUGAGCGGGCGGACCAGGCUAGUAAAGCUCUCGCGGAUUUGGAUGGCCGUUUCUUUGGUGGGAGAGUAGUGAGAGGCAGCUACUUCGACGAGGAGAGAUUCGCUCGCAACGAGCUGGCUCCUUUACCAGGGGACAACUAGAUUCAGAGGAAUAGCUCGGUUUCUUGGAAGAACAUGUAAGAUCACAAAAGUCAACUUCUAGUCAAUUAGUACACUCUUGGUCAA
Messenger RNA from Selaginella moellendorffii, 1408 nucleotides. RefSeq names its product DNA-damage-repair/toleration protein DRT111, chloroplastic. Gene Ontology annotation, molecular function: RNA binding. Gene Ontology annotation, cellular component: precatalytic spliceosome. Bases 5 to 1324 code for a protein of 439 amino acids. Gene Ontology annotation, biological process: mRNA cis splicing, via spliceosome. The transcript is spliced from 2 exons. The record is from RefSeq and is a predicted model, not a curated record. NCBI's taxonomy places the organism in Eukaryota, Viridiplantae, Streptophyta, Lycopodiopsida, Selaginellales, Selaginellaceae.